This is a messenger RNA of Auxenochlorella protothecoides, 1158 nucleotides long. RefSeq lists its product as hypothetical. Bases 1 to 1158 code for a protein of 385 amino acids. The record is from RefSeq and is a predicted model, not a curated record. Lineage: Eukaryota; Viridiplantae; Chlorophyta; Trebouxiophyceae; Chlorellales; Chlorellaceae. The transcript has 8 exons.
AUGGGUGACCAAAGGGAUCCACGUGAAUUCGAAGCAGUAGAGAAGCUCGAAAAGCUCUGCGAUGCCUUGGCACGUCUGCCCGAAGACGCGCGGAAAGAGCUGCGCUCCGCCCUGCUAGAAGAAGUGGAGCAGCGCCAGCCGCGUAAGGUCGCGGGCCUCCGCAGGGGCCUGGCGGAGAGCCUGGAGGCGUGUGGGGAGGAGCUGGUGGAGCGGGAGGAUGACUUUGACGAGGGCAUAUACGAGGAGACCUCCAGGACUGUGCCGCGCUGGGUCGCCCAGCGGCACCAGAUUGGGACGGAGCGCCGCCCCGACUCCAAGAAGGAGAUGCUGCGGCCGCGGGAUGAAGCCAAGCUCCCCCUGGAGCAACUGGGGCUGGGCGCAGUGUGGACCCCCCGUGCCGAGUGGACGCGGAGGCUGCCCGCCCUCCUGCCGCGCCAGCGGGACAUCUCGUGGGGCAUAUAUGCCAACCCGGAGAGCCUGCGCCGGGAGCUGGGCCCACGCUGGGCGCGACGGCGGCCCAGCGGGGACGCGCAGGGCGCCUUCUGGAACGACGUGAUCCAGAGCGCCGACGCGGUGGAGCUGACGCUGAUGGCCGUGACGCACCGGCCCAUGGCCAUGCCCGCCCUGCGGGACGCGCUGACGGGGGGGCUGGGGUCCAGCUUUGCCGAGCUGAGCCGGACGCAGGGGGCGCCGCCGGGCGCGGAGCUGGAGCUGGAGCGUUUUGUGACCGCGCUGACGGCCAAGACGCCCACCGAGGAAGGCAGCCUGGUGUCCAGGCUGCGGCAAAAGAUGCCGGACGCCGUGAACCAGCUGGUGGAGAAGUAUGUGCCCGCGCCAUCCAAGCAGCUGGCGCCCUACGUCCCCGCCGGCACCAUCUUCAUCUUCACCCCCCGACCCCAGAACCGUGGCCUGGUGGUGGAAGUUGUGACGGCAGACCCGAUUGCCACGCGCAAGUCCUGGUUUGCGGGGAGGACCGCGAGCCCAUUCAUCCUCCGCGCUUUCUUCAACGCCUUUCUGGGCGGGGGCGCAGACCCGCUGGGCCGGGCCAAUGUGGGCCGAGGCAUCCUGUCCUGCCUCACCACCAAAAUGCCGCAAGCAUCGCUCCCCAGCCCCACGGAGGGCGCCACCGGCGCACCGCUGCUAGGCGCGGGGUGCUGA